UAGUAGUAAAUCUGCAAUACAUCGUCACUUUGGCCUAGUCGGAUGGUAUUAGCAGCGUCUACGUUUUUAAAAGAUUAUGGCUAACUGCGAAUCCGGUGUUUUUCAGGAGAUUUGGUGCCGUAUAUACGGCUAUUUUCCAAAAUGCAUACGAUUGGAAAGGAUUUCGUAGCUAUAGUGACCGGUGGUGCUUCCGGUCUGGGUAGAGGAGCCGCGGAAUUUCUCGCAGGCAAAGGAGCAACGGUGUUUGUCCUCGAUCUGCCCGACGCCAUUUCCAAAUGGGCAACAGACAAGGACAACAUUUGUUUGCGGGCUGCGGAUGUUACAAGUGAGGAACAAGUAACGGCAGUGAUCGACGAAAUCCGCAGCAAACACAACCGGCUGGACUGCGUUGUGACCUCUGCUGGAAUACCGGUAACGGGUAUUCUAACGUACGAUGCCAAAACGAACACACCACACCCGAUGGAAGAUUUCAUAAGAUGCUACAACGUGAACGUUUUCGGUACGUUCAACGUCAUCCGUUUGUCCGUGGCGCUGAUGAGAGAAACACAGACGCGACAAAAUAAAGAAGGACCCGCUGUCAUCAUCACAGUCUCCAGCCGUACCAUGGUUGAUCCACCGGCCGAGCAUGUUGCGUAUUCAUCCGGGAAGGCGGCCAUUGCCGGGAUGACCGUGCCGCUGGCUCGCGAAUUAUCGGAGUUUGGAAUACGUGUCGUGGAUAUUGCACCAGGUCCCAUGUUGACGCCCAUUUUAUUUCGUGAUGGAGCCGGUGUUAUUGCUCGGGAAUCUAUGCGAUCGAUGAUGUUCCCGGUGCGCCCGGGUACACCGGAAGAGUUCGCCGAUCUGGUGCGCUUUAUCAUUGAAAAUCCCUUCAUCAACGCGACGACAGUAUUUUUUGACGGAGGCUACAGGAAUCCGGCUGGUUCCACGUAUCGUUAUUCUAGGGAAGAAUAGACUGCCAUAACUGCAAGCAUUGAGAGUGUGCAGUGCAUUGUGCAUUUAAAUGGUUAGAAUAUAUAAAUGAAAACUCUGUAAUUUUUACAACUCUCCGUCAGGUUUGCCAGUGCAUACUAACAUGUACUGCUCUAGUAUGUCUACAUACAGAGUAGUUCCGAUGUAUUUCGCUAUCGGUACCGCUAGUGUGAUAGUCUACUUGCAGUACUACUGUACUACCGCAUGUGCAAUGAAUGAUCUGCUCAGACGUGGAGUUGUGAAUUAAACGUGA
Paramacrobiotus metropolitanus is the source of this 1222-nucleotide messenger RNA. RefSeq names its product 3-hydroxyacyl-CoA dehydrogenase type-2-like. Gene Ontology annotation, cellular component: cytosol. The record is from RefSeq and is a predicted model, not a curated record. Gene Ontology annotation, molecular function: estradiol 17-beta-dehydrogenase [NAD(P)+] activity. Bases 142 to 951 code for a protein of 269 amino acids. The transcript has 6 exons. Gene Ontology annotation, biological process: steroid catabolic process. NCBI's taxonomy places the organism in Eukaryota, Metazoa, Tardigrada, Eutardigrada, Parachela, Macrobiotidae.